This is a messenger RNA of Alternaria rosae, 1570 nucleotides long. Its product is annotated as kinase-like domain-containing protein. Lineage: Eukaryota; Fungi; Ascomycota; Dothideomycetes; Pleosporales; Pleosporaceae. The transcript has a single exon. The annotation marks the transcript as partial. Gene Ontology annotation, biological process: peptidyl-threonine phosphorylation; peptidyl-serine phosphorylation. The record is from RefSeq and is a predicted model, not a curated record. Gene Ontology annotation, molecular function: protein serine/threonine kinase activity; ATP binding.
GACGAAUAGAUGCAGGGUAGCUGCAGGAGCCGACCUGCACGAUUGGGAGCGGUACCUACUACCCCUCUCAUCCUUCGUCUCACAUAGACGCUGCCCUGCCUCGCCACUCGUUCUAUUGCUGCCGCAAAACUAUGAUGACUUCCAUUGUUGCUCGCGGAUGAGGUACGCAGUUUACGCUCAUUGCCACAAUUCUUUACGCUUUUCACGACGCCGAUUCAUACGGGCCUUGCGCAUAUAGCGAUUUCUCGCUGGACGAACUCGUCAAAUGGCACAGCAGGGCUUCGAAGAAGACCUCUUACGAAGAUGGUUCCCUCGCAACGCUGAAGACACUUUGACGCCCUUCACGGAGAACGACAUUCGCGAGAUCGCAGAUGUGUUGACUCGCUGUGCACGGGAGCGCUGGAGCCGGGUUCCAAGGCUUUAUAGCAUUCUCAGGAAGAUUGGCCAGCUAGACACGAUUGACUUAUUUAUUGACAGCGACAUUACAGAUGUCUAUUUCCCAUUCACCAAGAGCACGCUACCGGAGGAGCUGCGCGAGCAUUCUGCACGACUCAGAUUCCUCGAGUUGCAACACCUCGUCUACAACCGGGAAGCACUAAAUCUUGAGCGAGAUGCGCCUCAUGGACACUUCAGCGAAUCUGAAGAGGUACCUCUCAAGAAGGUUGGAGAGCUGGGCAAAGGUGGAUUCGGAUACGUCGAUCGCGUCGUCAGCACCAUAAGUCAUAAGGAGUAUGCACGCAAGCUCAUACUGAGAGGAAAGACCUUUAAGAAGGAUAAACAAGUCUUGAAAGAGUUCACGAAAGAGCUAUGUAAUCUCAAGAAGCUAUCCCACAAGCACCUCGUUGAGUUGGUCGGCAGUUAUACGGACAAGAAAUACGUAGCCAUCGUCAUGCUCCCGGUAGCCGAUGCGAAUCUGCAGACGUUUCUGGAGAAAACAGAUUUUGACGAGAACUCCCGAUCCUUCUUAAGACCUUUCUUCGGCUGUCUGUCUUCCGCGCUAUGCUAUCUACACGACAAUCGUAUCCGACACAAAGACAUCAAGCCGUCAAACGUACUUAUCAAGGGCGACCAGGUCUACUUCACUGACUUCGGGACAGCACUCGAUUGGUCCAGCAGUGGCAGUAGCGUCACAGCGACCGCAGCGCCUACGACUCCCCGUUAUUGCGCUCCUGAAGUCAUGGCCUACACCGAACGUAGCUCAUCGUCUGAUAUCUGGUCCUUUGGCUGCGUAUUCUUGGAAAUGUGGACCGUCCUGAAAUCGCGCACGCUCGAAGACUUAGGAGCACACAUGAAUGCGCAUGGUUCUGGCGCGAAGGCGUAUCACUCCAACGUCGAAGCCGUCACCAUGUGGAUAGAAAUUCUUCGACACUCCUCAGGACCACCAAGUGACCACAUUCCCUCCAAUUGGAUUGUAAACAUGCUACAAGAUAAACCGGCAAACCGUUGGAAUAUCCACACUCUCGACGAUCAAAUCCAGGAAGCGAGCAUAGACCCAUCAUCAGAGCAUGCGUUCAAGGGUUUAUGCUGCCUUGAGCCAGAUGACGAUACUACCGAUGAAACAGGAUCCUUC